Molecule: messenger RNA, 362 nt
Organism: Medioppia subpectinata
Lineage: Eukaryota; Metazoa; Arthropoda; Arachnida; Sarcoptiformes; Oppiidae
Source: the annotation of a GenBank genome assembly
AUGAACGCAGUGAGUGUCUCAAAGCCGGUGCCCAUCGGAGCGACGCAUAGAGCGAGCGCUCACUGCCUGUCGAUCGGCGCUCGCACUGAGCGCUCGACCGCCCAAACACUGCAACUCUCGAGCCUUCGAUUGAGUCAUUGCCCGAUAGGCUGUGUUUGGUUGGAAACGAUUAUCGGAAGCGAACGGUCGACGACUUCGAGAGAUAGUGUCGACAGAGAGUCAGACGAAUACGAAGAAGUGGUUCGAGAAGAAGACAACGCUUGAGAGAAAGUGUGUGAAUAGGGAGUGAAGACUCACUGCGAGAACAGAGACAGUCGGCGAUCCAANUCUAAAUGAGUGGUCAAACCUGUGUCCAGAAUAUG